AUGGUAACAUUUUCCGUAAGUCACGGAAUCCACGAUGCUUGGAAGAAAAAUACGCCCCUUUUGGGGGGCAAUCGUACAUUCACUUGUGACUAUUUCUGUUAUACACCAAACAACGAUACCAUUGACUACUUCCCUCCAGUGUUUCCAGAUCCAUGUACACCAACGGAUCUUUUACCUUACUACAUUACGUCUCAGGGAGAGACUAGUGUUCAGGUGUUCUGGACAGAACCAUUAGCUACAGACAGAAACGGGGAAAUACCAAGAAUUGAGCAAGUUAUUGGUAGUAUGAAUGGUUCUUAUUUCAACGGUUCGGCUGAUGGACGUAGAUACGACAUUGUGUAUCUUGCAACAGACAAAGAAACAAUGAGAGACAGUUGUCAUUUCGUAUUUAAAGUAUACGAUGAGGUUAACUGCUCUGCACCAGCGGAAGUCGGAAAUGGUCACUAUCAAUGUACACAUGGGCUAAUGCCAGGAAGUUCAUGUACAUAUAGAUGUAUUGAGGGAUACAUUAUGAUCGGGGAUGCAGAUGUCAUUUGUCAGUCAGGAAAUCAGAGCUUUCCCGUCUGGUCACCCGCACCAACAUGUGAAGUUGUUCACUGCACUGCGCCGUCUGCACCGGAAAAUGGGCACAUACAUUGCGACGAUCCACCUUUUGCUUAUCAGUCAGUCUGUUUUGUUACGUGCAAGAGUGGGUUUACUGCCGAUGGGCCAAUUUAUAUGACUUGUCAGGCUGAUGGAUUCUGGUCAAAGUCUACAACUUGUACAUAUCCAGAGCCUCUGGCUGUACGCUGUAUUUCGCCUCAAGUCUUCUAUACAGGUUCACAACAAACAUCGGUCGCAGUAAUUUGGCAGCGUCCAACAUCAGCUGCUAUUGUAAACAACAUGGUAGAAAUAUAUCAAACUGAGGGCCCGACUCCAGGUGACUUUCUAGAUUCUGGACUACAUACAGUGACCUAUAUAAUGUCCAAUAGGAAAUCAAACGAAUCUGCGGAGUGUACGGUGGAUUUGCACAUAAAAGUCGUUACAUGUGAGGACCCGGCCCUAAUAUUCAAUGACAGCUUUAUGGUAUACAAUUGCUCAUUACCAACAGUAAUAUUGGGAACAACCUGCUUGAUCUCUUGUCGAAACAGUCUACAGGUAGAAGGUAACUCUUCUGUAACUUGUGUUGACAAUGGACAAAAGCAAGGCGUGUGGAACUGGGGACAUGGCGGAAAACCAUAUUGCAACGAAACCUUGCCAGAAUGUCCCCGGAACCUUAACAGACCAGUAAACGGUAAAAUAUUAUACAAAAACGACACAUCACCAAAUGUACUGGUUAGUUGUGAUGACGGAUUUGAUUUGCAGUACGAGUUUACUGGAAAUGUAUUAUGUACAAACGGAGACUGGGUGUAUGAUCAAAUACCGGAAUGUACUGUUGAAAAGCGAUCUGACUAUAUCCUUGAAGUUAAGAUAAACUACUAUGGACAAGGAUGCUCGGAAAACGCAUCGGAAUACUACCAGGAAUACAAAACUACAUUUCUAACUGUCUUUGAAGAACGUAUCACGGCGAAAUGUCCGGAGAAUAAAACUUGUAAAGUGAACAAUGUGAGCAUCGAAUGUGUUCCAACAACACAUACACGGACUAGGAGAGAACAACCCGAAAGUCGCUUAAAUAUUUUGGAUUUUAUGCUAGAUGCAAUCCAUAGUCGUUUCACAAGAAGUGUUUCACAUACGUUUCUCAUCAGUUUUACCAUCAGUGUUGAAGCUGCCGCAAAUAUAUCACAAGAUUCAUUGGACAACAAUGAGGACAUGGUCAGACAAAUAUGGGAAGACAAUCGUAAAUGGGUCAUCUCCAGUGUUCUUGGGAUGUUACGAGUAACGGGCGACUUCCAAGUGCUUUCCUGGGAUAUCGUCAACUAUACAACCCCGACAUGCGAACAGAAUUACAUCCUAUCUGGAUUACAAUGUAAAACAUGUUCUGUUGGAAACUUUUUAAACUAUACAUUGAACAAAUGUGAGAAGUGUCCAGUUGGGACAUACAAAGACAAAGAUGGAAUAGCACAUUGUAUAACAUGCCCUGAGGGAACUUCAACAAAGGAUAAAGGGACGGUCUCUGUCAAUGACUGUAAAGAGUACUGUAGUCCGGGUUCAGUUUCCAUUGAUGGCUUGGAGAGUUGCGCAGUAUGUCCACAAGGAUAUUACCAAGAUGAAUAUGGACAAACUGAAUGUAAAGAAUGUCCAACAGGAACAACAACAAUUCUAGCAAAUACUUCAAGUAUAAAAGAAUGCACAGUUAUGCAAACAGACAAGAAAUGCGUUUGGUCGUCAUGCAACGGUCACAGAUGUCUAAAUAAAGAAGGAAAUGUGUCCUGCGUUUGUUCCUAUGGUUGGUCUGGUAAAUCAUGUGAACAACCACCAGAUACUUGUGCCGAUAACAUCUGUGUGAAUGGAGCCAAAUGUAUCAAUAGAAAUGACAGCUAUGUCUGCGAAUGCCGGGAAAACUAUAAAGGAGUCCUUUGUGAGGUUAUACCUGUUAAUGGAGGGUGGACUGAAUGGUCAGGUUGGUCUGAAUGCUCUGCUACAUGUGACCAAGGCAUUAGGCAACGGUCACGAGUUUGCAACAAUCCAUCACCGUCUGAAUAUGGAGAUAACUGCCUAGGUCCGAUUUCUGAAUUUAAAGUAUGUGUCAUGGACGAGUGCCAAGCGGUACUUUAG
Mercenaria mercenaria is the source of this 2694-nucleotide messenger RNA. Its product is annotated as sushi, von Willebrand factor type A, EGF and pentraxin domain-containing protein 1-like. The transcript has 16 exons. Gene Ontology annotation, molecular function: calcium ion binding. The record is from RefSeq and is a predicted model, not a curated record. The coding region runs from base 1 to 2694 and encodes 897 amino acids. Lineage: Eukaryota; Metazoa; Mollusca; Bivalvia; Venerida; Veneridae.